AUGAAACCAUCUUUUUCGAUCUCUAAACCAAAAAGUCAAGUUAAAAAUAAAAUUGAGGGUAAAAAGAUCAUCGAAUGUCCAAAUGGAACGGUUCCUAUAUUAAGAAAUACAAAAGAAUAUGUCGCAAGAGCCCAAUAUUGGGAGAAAAAGCAUUUCAACCCGCAUACCGUCGGAAGUCAUGGGACACAUUAUGCUGGAGUUAAAUCACAAGGUGAUGGUCCUUAUCAUGGGUUGGCAGCUUAUAUGAGUGUGCAUGAUUUGAAUAUUAGUAGGGACCAAACUUCAUAUGCUAGCAUUUUUGUUGGUAGUGGAGACAACAAGAAAAUUAAUUUUAUUCAAACCGGUUGGAUGGUGAAUCCAAGUUUAUUUGGUGAUGGACGUACAUGGAGUUUUGGGGUUUGGAAGGGUGCCAAUGGAACUGGUUGUUAUAAUACAAUAUGUCCGGGUUUUGUUCAAGUGUCAAAAACUGAUCUUUUAAGUGCACCUUUUCCAUAUCCACACAAAGGACAAGAAAGAGCUGUUUAUGCUAGCAUUGUACAGGAAAAAGAUAUAGGAAAUUGGUGGGUAACCGAUGUAAGAUAUGACAGACCAGAUGUGCAUAUUGGUUAUUGGCCAAAAGAACUAUUUGAUCUUAUAGGUAAUAGUGUAGACAUGGUUGGAGUUGCAGGAGCAGUCCAGGCUUCUCCUUCUGGUAUAAGUCCACCAAUGGGUAAUGGUCAACUACCAAGUGAAGAUGAAAAUAAGUCUGCACACGUUAAAGGCGUCCAAAUAGUACAUUCUGAUUUUAAAUAUAGUAAGAAACUGAAGUUAGAAAAACUAUUGGACGACAACAAAUGUUAUGGCUUAAAAGAUGGAAAGAAGCAGUUUUUUAAAGAAUCCAAUUUGUUCACAUAUGGUGGACCUGGGGGUAACUCUUGUGGAAUCUAA
This is a messenger RNA of Arabidopsis thaliana (thale cress), 927 nucleotides long. RefSeq names its product NEP-interacting protein, putative (DUF239). Bases 1 to 927 code for a protein of 308 amino acids. The transcript has 5 exons. NCBI's taxonomy places the organism in Eukaryota, Viridiplantae, Streptophyta, Magnoliopsida, Brassicales, Brassicaceae. The record is from RefSeq and is marked reviewed.